Molecule: messenger RNA, 2522 nt
Organism: Anoplophora glabripennis (Asian longhorned beetle)
Lineage: Eukaryota; Metazoa; Arthropoda; Insecta; Coleoptera; Cerambycidae
Product: organic cation transporter protein
Exons: 9
Coding region: 200-2125 (641 amino acids)
Biological process (GO): transmembrane transport
Cellular component (GO): membrane
Molecular function (GO): transmembrane transporter activity
Source: RefSeq, a predicted model, not a curated record
UCAUGGUAUAUCACAGCGUUGCAGUAUCGCGUGGUAGGGAAAUCCGAGCUUGGCCUUAACACUUUAUAUAAAAACGUUAAAUUCAUUGACUCCUGCUUUAGUCUAAAUCAUCGCCGAUUAGGAUUUGCCUGGCAGGGGUUAGCCUAGUCGGAUCGAACGGUUUCGUGCGGUGUCUCAGUGAAAUUGAAAGUGCGGCAGGAUGCCACCCCAGGAAAACGUCUCGGUUUCGGCGCCCAAAGGGCAGGACUCCCUCGAGGACCUGUCGCAGGGCAAAAGUGGAUAUACCAACGCGGCUUUCGUGAGUGAUCCACCGGAAAAGAACGGAACCGAAGUGGUUAAGAAGGAGGAAUUGAACGAACCGUUCGAGUUUGAUGAUUUGCUGCCUCACAUUGGCGAGUUCGGGAUCUAUCAGAAAAUUCUGUUUUUGUUGAUGAUCCCCUUUUCGUUUUUCGUGGCCUGGGUUUAUUUUACGCAAAUUUUCAUCACGAUUGUUCCCGAGGGUCACUGGUGUUGGGUCCCAGAACUCGCCAAUUUAUCGAUAGAAGAAAGGAUAGCCUUGGCAAUUCCAUCAGAAAAUGAAGGAUUCGAUAGAUGUCACAUGUACGAUGUGAAUUUUACUGAAAUACUGGAAAACGGCGGCAAGAAGGCUAAUCCUACUUGGAAAAUUAUUCCAUGUAAAAAUGGAUGGGAGUACAAUAAGACCGAAAUACCGUAUUCCUCAAUUUCUACAGAGCAAAAUUGGGUUUGCGAAAAUUCAGCGCUUCCCUCUACGGCACAGUCCAUCUUCUUUUGUGGUGCCAUACUGGGAGGAUUGGUUUUCGGAUGGAUCGCAGACAGAUUUGGCAGAAUCCCCGCUCUUCUAGGAACCAACAUAGUGGGAUUCAUCGGCGGAAUCGCCACGGCAUUUUGCAGCAGCUUCUGGUCUUUUUGCGUUUGCAGAUUCUUGGUUGGCAUGGCCUUCGACAACUGCUUUACUAUGAUGUACAUAUUAGUGCUGGAGUACGUGGGACCCAAAUGGAGAACCUUCGUCGCUAAUAUGUCCAUCGCAAUUUUCUUCACGUUCGCCGCUUCUAUUCUGCCCUGGAUAGCCUAUUAUGUUGCUGAUUGGAAAAUGCUCUGUUACGUCACGUCGGCGCCCCUGGCUUUGGCAAUAUUUACACCUUGGCUUGUUCCUGAAUCUGCCAGGUGGCUCGUCUCACAAGGCAAAGUAGACAAAGCAAUUGGCAUUCUCAGAAGAUUCGAAAAAUAUAAUAGGACACAUGUUAGCGAAGACAUUUAUAAACAAUUUCGUACUUCCUGUAUGAGAGCCCAAAAAGAAGAAGAACUAGAUAAAAAUUACACAGUUCUCGACUUAUUCAAAACGCCUCGCUUGAGAAAAAUUACAGUAGUGCUGAUUGUGCUGUGGAUGGCAAUUUCUUUGGUGUUCGAUGGUCAUGUAAGGAAUGUGGAAACCUUAGGUUUGGAUGUCUUCCUCACCUUCACCAUUGCUAGCGCCACGGAAUUCCCUGCUGAUACCUUCUUGACUAUGGUGUUGGACGUUUGGGGCAGAAGAUGGUUGGCAGCUGGUUCUAUGAUUAUCAGUGGGAUAUUUAGUCUAUUAGCUACAACAGUGCCAUUGGGUAUUCCGUCUGCGUCAUUAGCCAUCAUGGGAAGGUUUGCAAUAAAUAUUUCUUACAAUAUUGGGUUGCAAUAUGCCGCCGAACUUCUGCCAACUGUUGUCAGGGCGCAAGGGGUUGCCCUUAUCCAUAUUAUGGGAUAUGUCUCCAGUAUUGUUGCUCCUUUCGUAGUUUACUUGGCAAAAGUAUCGGUCUCACUUCCGCUAUUAAUCCUGGGAGUAUUGGGAGUGCUGGGGGGAGUUUUGGCGUUGUUCCUUCCAGAAACCUUAGAUCAGGAGUUACCACAGACAUUACAGGAUGGUGAAAACUUCGGGUUGGGUCAGAAGAUUUGGGAUUUCCCUUGUACAAAGAAAAAACAAGCUGAAAACGAAGGCAAAUUCCGCAGGAACACCUCGAUACGAGCCUCGACUAGGGCUUCCUUCCGAGGAGAAAUAAGAUCUAGUAUGAUUCACAGAUCCUCUAUUAGAUCUCGUAAAUCAAUAUGCGUUCCUGAGAAUCAGAUCGCUUAGAAGCUUUAAAGUAUUUUGUGCUGUGAUUUUAAUUUAAGGCAUCGAUAUAAUAGUCUUUUAGUUUCCGUUGUAUAAGUAGUAGAAAAUUUGUUGAAAUGUUUAUAUACUUCCCUAUAGUGUCAUUUGUUUUAUCCAUCACCUACUGCACCUUAUGCGUAAAGUUUUAUUACGAUAAUCUUGUUAUAAUAACGUUAUUUUAAGAAAGGAUGGCUAUCCAUCUGUUUUGUCUGUGGUAUUGUAAAUAGUUUUUAUCGUGUAUGUAUACUUAGCUUUCUAUUAUUUAGACUAGUUGUUCAUGAUUUUGUAUUAUUAUUUAAUGAUAAUAAUUGUGAAGUUGUACAUAAUUUAGUCAUAUUUAAUUCCUUAUCUAUGCUCUAUAUAAAACAAUAAAUUUAUA